GGACAUUGCCGUACAUGGUAAAAGAGAUUUCGCAAUCCGCUCCUCUCCAUGUUCCAAACAAAAACACACAGAGCUCACACAGACGGAAUUAAACUCUAACUUUCUACGAUAACUUGUCGACUUUGACGGAUGGUUGACGUCUUCGUUGCUUAGUGGAGGUUCUGUGGCUGAAUUGUUCCAGACUCCCUCUGCCUGUUACCAUUUUCAUCUCGACACCAGAGGGGACUCGGGUCAGAUUGUCUCUUGCAGGCAACGCCUCCAAAUGAGCCGGCCGUCGCAGGCGAAACUAACUACAACUGAUCACAACGGCGUGAGCGUCAUCCAGAGCCAGGCCCACGCCACCGCUUCCUCCUCAUCUCUGCCGGCAGCAGUAGCUGGUCUGCAGCAGGUUCCACAGCUCGUACCCGCCAACCCAUCAGCCGGAGGCGGUAAGGCCGCCCCACCCAGCAAAAUGAAGAAGCCCCAAGCAGACAAGGACAGCGACGAGUACCGCCAGCGGCGCGAACGCAAUAAUUUGGCGGUGAAGAAGAGCCGAAUGCGCAGCAAGCAGAAGGCGAUGGACACGCAGCAGCGCGUCAACGAGCUGAAGGAGGAGAACGAGCGGCUGGAGGCCAAGAUCAAACUGCUGAGCAAAGAGCUGAGCGUGCUCAAAGACCUGUUCCUGGAGCACGCCCACAACCUGGCUGACAAUGUCCAGCCACCGACAGGAGCAGAAGGCUCCAGCCCCGCCUCCAACAAUGCCGCCAACGGCCAGUGAAGGCAUCACGACUACAGGGACUGAUAUUUAGGAGCGUUUGCCCGCUGCAGCUUUUCUGGAAGCUUCUGUCACUUCGGAAAUAUGGCCUCACAUCAUGUUCACUGCUUUACUCAUUAUUUAAAUUUUUAUUCCAUCCUUUAAAAACCCCAAAUGUCACAACAAGGCUCCCUGCACACCCCUGGAAAUGAUCUGCAGAGAAUUUAGAAUUCAACCAGGUCGAAAGAAGCUGAAAUUAAUCAGACAGUUUGGAAAAGUCUUUAACAUUUAUAGAAAUCCAAUAUGAAAUCUGUAAAUGUUUUACACAUUGACUAUUUGAAAUCGACACGCUGUCCCUCAAUUAUGAAUACAUGAUCCCACUGUCAAAGCAUUUUUUUCUUCAUAUUUAUUUCAUUUUCUUACUUUCGUGUCAGUCACUCAUUCGUUUAUUCAGAUUUCUGGAAAUCUUUUUGGACUUGGACAAAACGGGACCCGUUCUCCAACUAAAGGGACUCAUGUCAUGUGAGAUGCCAAAAGAGUUAACAGUCAGGUAUUUUUGUUUUGUUUUGUUUUUUAACUGAUGGAUUUCAAAUGGCCGUCAGGCAGGGAUGUGAGGAUUUGGAAUAUCCUCCAAAACUGAGUUGUCCAGUGAGGAAUUCACACAAAGUGACUUAAAAGAAACUGAAACUGCACCAGCAGCAUCUCUAGGAACCAGAACACAUCGGCUGCAUUUACUUUUCAAACCUUUUCAGUCCAGAGUCUGGCAGACGGAUGCCAAAUACGUCACUUCUCGUCUGUUGGACAUAAAGGCUGACUACGUCACUGCUCCGCCUCGGCAGCAGGAUGAAGAUGUAAAAUCUUACAUUUCCCUUUUUUUAGGAUGUGUAUUUUCUUCUGUUGUUUUUGAAAAUGUCGAGUUAAAAAACCUGAUUUGAGAAUUUUAAGUAAAUUCACUACAUGUUGAUGUUAAAGGAUAAUUCUGCUUCUAACAGGCUGGGCGCUUUGACAGGUUCAGACAUUGAACAUUUAACUGUAAGUGUCAGUAGAAACACUGAACAGUAUGAUUAUGUAACUCA
This is a messenger RNA of Sphaeramia orbicularis (orbiculate cardinalfish), 1809 nucleotides long. It is a transcript of the gene cebpg, whose product is annotated as CCAAT enhancer binding protein gamma. The transcript has 2 exons. The record is from RefSeq and is a predicted model, not a curated record. Gene Ontology annotation, biological process: DNA-templated transcription; regulation of transcription by RNA polymerase II. Lineage: Eukaryota; Metazoa; Chordata; Actinopteri; Kurtiformes; Apogonidae. Bases 263 to 757 code for a protein of 164 amino acids. Gene Ontology annotation, molecular function: DNA-binding transcription factor activity, RNA polymerase II-specific; RNA polymerase II cis-regulatory region sequence-specific DNA binding.